AUGCGUGCAAAACGGCAUUACUCAUGUAAGCGUGAUUAUCGGGCGAAAUUUCCCCUCUUCCCUCUUCUCGCCUUUCUACCACAUGCCCAAGCUCUCAUGUCCCUCGCCUCCGGGCCGUCGGCAGCUGUGCUAUGCUCUCUAAAGGCAGGCGCUCCACCCGUUCACCAGUCGGCCAAUCUUGCGCACAGUCGGGUUGGACGUUGCCCUCCCCAGUUUGCCAGGCUCCAAAUCAAGUCUGGAGGAAUAAAUAAAUCUGUGUUAUUCGAAGACAGUCUCCUGCUUGGCUCUUGUCCCACUGGCUUCAAUCAAAUCUCCACCAAUUUCGAGGAAAGCCUGUUCUCUCCUCUUCUGCCGCCCACUUUCUGGGCCGCUAGUACAGCCCCAGAAGGAUACAGGUGGCCGGUGAAUCAUUGUCAGUGUUUCCUUGUUAACAAGCCAGUCGUCCAGCGUCUUCGCUGUCCUAACGCGUUGGCUAUUUCGCGCUUUGGAGGAGGAUUGCGAAAGAAGAGAACAGAGGAAGGUCAUAGGCAGGAGAUCCAUCCGGCGCUCCCAGCCUCUCUUGGGCACUAUAAAAUGGAGCGACUGCCAACUCUACCGGCUUACCUAGAGCCAUUGCCCACGUCGAAACUAUGCUUCGUAUCGUGUGGAUAG
This is a messenger RNA of Protopolystoma xenopodis, 651 nucleotides long. The record is from the annotation of a GenBank genome assembly. NCBI's taxonomy places the organism in Eukaryota, Metazoa, Platyhelminthes, Monogenea, Polystomatidea, Polystomatidae.